AUCCUCGACUAUAUCGUUCCACCCGUGACCGUCUUCCAUGUUAAUGAGACAUAAUAUGCCUCGUCUCAGCCAGCGAUGGCAGACAGAAACGCCACCCCAAAGACUCCUCCAACUUUCAGGGGAGCGACACGCAAGACCCCUUCAUGCGUGGUCUGCAACAGGCGCAAAGUCAAAUGCGAUCGCCAGGAUCCUUGCUCUGCAUGCACCAGGAAUGGAGUUGAAUGCAUAUACCGAGCACAUUUUCCCCCGCGACGCCGGAAGAGGCAACGGUCUGAUGGAGCCCAUCCCAGUCCUUUAAGGCAAGACCCAGGCCCUGCUGGUUCUAGAGGUCGGCAUGGAAUGCUUUCGCCAACUAUCACACCUAAUGCGUCUGUUACGUCUGCUCAGGCUGAUCCGGGGUUGUUGAUUGCAGGAGGGGGGAAAUCUGUCUAUGUUGAUGGGAACAUGUGGUCGAGCAUCCGGGCGGAGCUGCCAUCUGCGGAGGAUGUGUUACGUGAUGCCUCAGUCUACAGUGACUCGAGUGAGCCCUUGCCGGAGAUGGACGAUGAAUCUUCUCUCAUUCUAGGCUCAAAGACGAAGAAGAAAAUAACGGAGUUGCAUCCUGAAGCUUUACACAUCUUCAAACUGUGGCAGGUCUUUCUGGAGAACGUGAACCCGUUAAUCAAGAUUCUGCAUGGUCCCACAGUCCAGCAGCAGAUCAUCGAUGCCACUGGGGAUUUGGGCGCCGUGCCAAGAGGGCUCGAGGCGCUGAUGUUCUGUGUAUAUUGUAUCUCGUUGAUCUCGAUGACCUCACAAGACGUGCAAAAGGCUUUCGGCCACAGCAAGACUGCACUCCUUUCUAGGUUCCGUCGUGGGGCUCGGCUUGCGUUGUCCAAUGCGGGCAUUUUACGAACGUCGGACAUUGUGGUUCUGCAGGCCUUUGUCUUGUAUUUGUUCUCAAUGCGCGCAUUCUCUGAUCCACAAUCAAUCUGGUCCCUAUGUGGUGUCGCCAUCCGGCUGGCACAGCGUAUCGGACUUCAUCGCGAUGGCUCUCUUCAUGGCCUUUCUGUCUUCGAGACCGAGAUGCGCCGACGUCUUUGGCUUCAGCUAAGCAUACUGGAUGCCACCACGGCACAGCUUACAGGGAUUACUUCACAGACCUCGUUGAUGGCCGCUGAUGUACGGCGUCCAGCAAACGUUAAUGAUUGUGACUUGGACCCACGCAUGACGGACAGUCCCCGUGAACAUAGUGGAGCGACUGAGAUGAUUUUUUGCCUGGCACGUUGCGAAUUCGGAGAGUGGCUAACUCGAUGGUCCAAGCUUUCAGGUACCUUUCCUACCAGUCAGGGGUUCCUGAGCAUUUCUACAGUUUCGCUAGCUGAGAAGGAUAGAGCAAUCGAUGAGCUAAGUCAUAUCUUCGACACCAAAUACCUCAAGUAUUGUGAUGCCUCAAUUCCACUUCACCAAAUGACAAAAAUCGUGAUCCAUUCUAUCGUCUCUCUACUACGGUUCUCUGCACAUCAUCCUCGCCACGACGCUGAAAUGGGAGGCCACAAAUCACAAGCCGAACGAGACCAGGUAUUCUCCAUAUGCUUGCGUCUGGCCGAGGGCUGUGAUAUAAUUCAAACGAGCGACAUCACCCAACGAUAUAUGUGGCAUGUGGAGAACCAUAUCCCCUGGACCCCAUUGAUUCACAUGCUCUACGAGUUGCGAUACCGUGUCGACGGGGAGGAGCCGGACAGAGCUUGGCUCUUUAUCGAUCGGAUUUGUAGUCGACAUUUCCACGAUGUGAAGGGGCAGCGACAGAGGACGGCUUUCAGCGUGGCGCUGCAGAACCUGCUUAUGAAAUCUUGGAAGGCACAUGCAGCUGAACGCGCCCAUCGCAACAGGCCCCCGUUGACAUGCCCGACUAUUGUGUCUAUUAUUUGGGAUAUGCGGAGCAGACAACAAACGGCCUCUUACAAUGAAAAUCCGAUCAAUUCUCAACAGGAGGUUACAGUGGACAAUGGUGACCAAAGCCAGAAUCAGCUCGAUGGGGUAGUCAUGCCUCAUGGACUCGGGGCCUUUGAUUUGGACCAGAACAGCAGCGACCUGAGUCCCAUGGACUGGAAUCAGUGGGAUCAAUUGCUUGAAGAUUUUCAGCACCAGUGCACAAAUGAGGGCGAACCCCAUCUCAACUUAGCAUGA
Aspergillus homomorphus CBS 101889 is the source of this 2166-nucleotide messenger RNA. RefSeq names its product transcription factor domain protein. The record is from RefSeq and is a predicted model, not a curated record. Gene Ontology annotation, biological process: regulation of DNA-templated transcription; DNA-templated transcription. The coding region runs from base 76 to 2166 and encodes 696 amino acids. Gene Ontology annotation, molecular function: zinc ion binding; DNA-binding transcription factor activity, RNA polymerase II-specific; DNA binding. The transcript is spliced from 4 exons. NCBI's taxonomy places the organism in Eukaryota, Fungi, Ascomycota, Eurotiomycetes, Eurotiales, Aspergillaceae.